Acanthosepion pharaonis is the source of this 774-nucleotide messenger RNA. Lineage: Eukaryota; Metazoa; Mollusca; Cephalopoda; Sepiida; Sepiidae. The record is from the annotation of a GenBank genome assembly.
AUGAAUUUUGUGGUAAUUUUUGGUAAAUCUAUCCAAUUUUUUGAUGAAGAUGAUGUUGAAGAUUGUUAUGGACAAUCCUUUGAUGAUAAAUAUUGUAUCUCACCUGGAACUGCUGCUCAGUUCACAUUUUCUCGCGGAUCCAACUUUGAUCUUGGUUCUUAUAUAAGUGGAGAAUCUUCUCCAGCCAUUCCCUCCCAAGUGCCGGAAAUCAUUACACCAAAGUCCCAGGCUGCUAAAGUUACACAAAAGACACACAAAUUUAGUGACUUGGAUGAAGCUCGCCUGAAUUCAUGCUUGGAUCAAGUUCAUGAAGUUAUUGCAGACUUGCAUCCCCGUGAGGUGGUCAUAAAUUGCAUUAAGAAGCAUAACUUCAAUUCAGAAGCUGUAUUGAAUGAAUUGUUAUCAUCUCCAGAUGCUCCCAAGCCUCAAAGACAACCACGACAAGGACGUAGAGUACAAGAAUUUCCUUUAGAUUUAUAUGCUCAAUUUAGUACUCUUUCCUCUCAAUAUGAUGAUGAUGAGGAGGAGGAGGAUUAUGGAAGAGAUAUUUCAAAAUGUAGUUUAAUUGUGGAUGUGCCACAUCAUAAACUCUAUCAAGAAUACAACAGUGUUGGGGAAGAAGAGUGCUCUUCCUACAGCAGUCUCAACUCUGGGGAUACUGAGGACCAACUCCAGCCAGUUGCUAAAUUCUCUCUUUCAAAUGACUCUGAUAUUUUUUACCUUAAAGUCUGCCUAAUUAUUACAGUUAAUUGUUUUAUAGAUAAAUUAUUCUAA